ACCCCCCCACCACCGAUGGACGCCGCAACCGCCGUGACGGCGACCGCCGGGGCGGCGGCGGCGAUGGUGUGGUUCCGGAAGGGGCUCCGCGUGCACGACAACCCGGCCCUGGAUGCGGCCCGGCGCGGCGCCGCGCGGGUGUACCCGGUGUUCGUCCUCGACCCGCGGUACCUCCGCCCGGACCCCGCCGCGCACUCCCCGGGCUCCGCGCGCGCCGGGGUCGCGCGCGUGCGCUUCCUCCUCGAGAGCCUCAGCGACCUCGACGCCGGCCUCCGCCGCCUCGGCUCCCGCCUGCUUCUCCUUCGCGCCCGCGACGACGUCCCCGACGCCCUCUGCGCCGCCCUCAGGGACUGGAACAUCGGCAAGCUGUGCUUCGAGGCCGACACCGAGCCGUACGCGCUGGCCCGCGACAAGAGAGUCACGGAUUUCGCGGCUGCCUUGGGGAUCGAGGUGUUCACGCCUGUCAGCCACACCCUUUUCGAUCCUGCAGAAAUCAUAGAGAAGAAUGGGGGACGGCCGCCAUUGACAUAUCAAUCGUUUCUGGCCAUCGCCGGGGAGCCACCCAAGCCGGUAAUGGCGGAGUACUCUGAGCUCCCACUGAUUGGUGACACCGGGGAGUACGAGCUGUUGCCCGUGCCCAAAUUGGAGGAGCUUGGGUAUGGUGAUAUCAGCCAGGAGAACAUUUCACCUUUCCGUGGCGGGGAGACAGAAGCUCUGAAGAGGAUGAGAGAGUCACUACAGGAUAAGGAGUGGGUUUCCAUGUUUGAGAAACCUAAGGGCGACCCCUCUGCCUUCCUAAAACCCGCGACAACGGUCUUGUCGCCGUAUCUGAAAUUUGGUUGCCUAUCUUCGAGGUAUUUUUACCACUGCAUUCAAGAAGUUUACCGGAGUACCAAAAAGCACACAAAACCACCUGUUUCGUUGACUGGCCAGUUGCUAUGGAGAGACUUCUUCUAUACAGUGUCUUUUGGCACUCUUAGUUUCGAUCAUAUGAAAGGAAACAAAAUAUGCAAACAGAUUCCAUGGAGACAGAAUGAGGAGUUGUUUGUUGCAUGGAGAGAUGGCCGAACAGGAUAUCCAUGGAUUGAUGCUAUCAUGAUUCAGCUGAGGAAGUGGGGUUGGAUGCAUCAUCUUGCACGCCACUCUGUUGCUUGUUUCCUGACGCGGGGUGAUCUGUUUAUCCACUGGGAGAAAGGUCGUGACGUCUUCGAAAGGCUACUGAUAGACUCUGACUGGGCUAUCAACAACGGCAAUUGGCUGUGGCUAUCCUGUUCAUCCUUCUUCUACCAGUAUCACAGAAUCUACUCCCCAAUAUCAUUCGGAAAGAAGUAUGAUCCCAAUGGAGACUAUAUCCGGCAUUUCAUCCCAGUGCUGAAAGACAUGCCAAAGGAGUACAUCUACGAGCCUUGGACUGCACCCCUCAGCGUCCAGGAGAAAGCCAGGUGCAUUGUUGGUAGAGACUACCCAAAACCAGUAGUUGAUCAUGAGGCUGCAAGCAAAGAAUGUAGGAAGAGGAUGGGUGAAGCGUACGCCUCGAAUCGUCUUGGCGGUAACACCGUCAAUGGAAAGACCUCAGAAUCGUCGCGAAGAAAGUCUUCUGAUGGCGGCCAAGAUGCCUCCGAUUUAUCUAAGUCGAAGCAACCGAAAAGGAGGAGCUGAGCCCAGAGCAGCGGAGACAAUUAGAACUUGUAGAAUCUGACUUAGACACUGACCUCUAUAAUCUUUGGAUGCCUGUAUGUAUCGGCUUCUCCGGCCUCCUGGUUCAUUCGGUUCUGUUACUUUUUUCAGAAAAGUCAUGAUAAAAAAAAGAACAUUCUGAACAUUCUGAAUCCAAGUUCAGUUUACUUUUUUCAGAAAAGUCA
Brachypodium distachyon (stiff brome) is the source of this 1862-nucleotide messenger RNA. Its product is annotated as (6-4)DNA photolyase. Gene Ontology annotation, cellular component: cytoplasm; nucleus. Gene Ontology annotation, biological process: circadian regulation of gene expression; entrainment of circadian clock by photoperiod. Bases 16 to 1659 code for a protein of 547 amino acids. The record is from RefSeq and is a predicted model, not a curated record. Lineage: Eukaryota; Viridiplantae; Streptophyta; Magnoliopsida; Poales; Poaceae. The transcript has 14 exons. Gene Ontology annotation, molecular function: DNA binding; FAD binding.